AACACAUGUUAAUGACGUAUGAGGAAAUGCCCUACGAAGAGCCUUCACCCCAAAGUGUAACGUCGAAAUAGGUGUAUUUUUCCACCUUCAAAUUGCCAUAACCAAUACCAGAAGAAAUGUCAAUUUUCCCAAUAAUUGCUUUGAAGCCAGAAGUUCAUGAUUACUUGAGGAAUGUCUUCAUAAACAAGGAGGUGUUGGCUGCAGUGAGUCAGGGAGAGGCGGAGCAGAGGUUCCAGAGGCUACUCUCCUGCCUGUCCCACCCGCCUGCCUUGACCUGUGUGCGGGCCAGCACUCACCUGGCUCCCCUGGAGGAGAUCCAACAGAGGCUUGGGGAGGAACUCAAACAGCAGCAGAGGUGUGACUCUCAGUCUGAAGACAUUUCCAUUACCAUUCUCCCCCACCCACACAUUCCAGAUGUGCUGCUUCUUCCUGUCAUCGGCCCAAGGCCUGUGGUCCAGCUCAGCUCUGAGGUCAUAGUAGGAGCUCAGUGUGGCAGUGCUGUUCUGAGGGGCGCGCACGUCUUCGCCCCAGGGAUCCUCGCCACACCCAAGUUCAUGAAGACAGGCGAUGCGGUGUCUGUGUUCUCGGACCUGGAGGGGAAGUGCACACGGGGGAACAAGGACUUUAAGGGAAAGAGAGUGUUUGUGGGAAAUGGAGUCGCUGAAAUGGACCGCUCCAACAUCUUCUGCUCAGAUGAACCAGUCAAGGGUGUUGGCAUUCGGAUGGUAGAGCCCCUGUACCAGAGCCCCUCCUUCGACGGGGUACUGCCCAGCCUGGCGUUCCUACAGAACCUCCCAUCAGUGGUGGUCGGUCACGUGCUGGGGCCCCGUCCUGGAGAGCGCAUCCUUGAUAUGUGUGCUGCCCCCGGGGGGAAGACCUGCCAUAUAGCUGCCCUGAUGGGGGGACAGGGAGAGGUAGUGGCCCUGGAUAAGAUCAUAGGCAAGGUAGAGCGCAUCCGUCAGAACGCCAAGGCGCUGCAUCUGGACUGCAUCAAAGCCCACUGCUUCAACAGCAUCAAGGCUGUGUGCACUGACCAGGCCCAGGACACUGAGGGUCCACCCUUCCCUCCACAGAGUUUUGACCGGGUGCUGCUGGAUGCUCCCUGUAGCGGUCUAGGCCAGAGACCCAGCAUGGCCUGUACCUGGAACCUGAAGGAGAUCUGCUCCUACCAGCCUCUACAGCGCAAGCUCUUCCACACGGCGGUACAGCUCCUGAAGAAAGGUGGGAUCCUGGUGUACAGCACCUGCACGGUGACUCUGGCAGAGAACGAGGGGCAGGUGGUCUGGGCCCUUAACACCUUCCCCUGCCUCACACUACAGCCUCAGGAGCCCCACAUCGGAGCAGAGGGCAUGCUGGGAGCUGGCCUGUCACCUGAGCAGCUGCGUCUUCUCCAGAGGUUCAGUCCUGAGUUGGGCUGGAGCGCGGCCGAGGCCAGGGGAGAGGAUGACAGCCCCACAGAACAGCCAGAGUCCCCAAUCCCCCUCGCACACCGAGCCAACAAGGACACUAUCGGCUUCUUCAUCGCCAAGUUCCUGAAGAGCUGACAUGACUAGACUAGCGGUACUCUCCCCUACCUGGUUAGAACAGAGCUGUUCUCCUUGCCUUAACACAUAGCCUGCAAAGAGGAAUAAUGGUGUUUACACCUCUCACUGUACUCGGGCAAGAGAGCAUUUAGAACACACAGGCUCCCUGUGCGGUUUACAAUAUCCACCUCUGUGCCUGUCUGGCUGCAUACUAAAACACUGGGCCAUAUAGGGAUGAGUUGUAUAAACAGAGAGGGGAGGAGAGGAGGGAGGGAUUGAGCAAGAGAAAAACAUUUAAGGGCGAGUAAGGGAGAAAAUGCAGAGAGUGGGUUAGUAUCGGCGAAUGCAGUUCUGCUGCCAUUUGCCCCAUCGCCAUGACAACAGUGACGACACAGCUGACAGCGGAUUUGCUGGCUCUGGGAGCGUAGAUCAGGAAGUAGCGUGCUGAAAGGGGUCACGAGAUAUUAACAAUUUACUGCCUUUUUAGUUAGUGUUUCAAAAACAAGGAACCGGUAUGGUUAUUUUUACAGGAACAAGAUGGUAGGUAUCACACAGCUAUCCCUCAGUUUAUGGUCUCUACAUUCAAACAGAUGUUUUUGUUACUUUACUUAUCCCCUUUUCUCUCAAAUAAAUGGAAAAUAAACUAAAUAUAUAUA
This is a messenger RNA of Coregonus clupeaformis (lake whitefish), 2179 nucleotides long. It is a transcript of the gene nsun6, whose product is annotated as NOP2/Sun RNA methyltransferase 6. The transcript has 12 exons. Gene Ontology annotation, biological process: RNA methylation. NCBI's taxonomy places the organism in Eukaryota, Metazoa, Chordata, Actinopteri, Salmoniformes, Salmonidae. Bases 117 to 1544 code for a protein of 475 amino acids. The record is from RefSeq and is a predicted model, not a curated record. Gene Ontology annotation, molecular function: methyltransferase activity; RNA binding.